This is a messenger RNA of Mustela erminea (ermine), 7719 nucleotides long. It is a transcript of the gene TJAP1, whose product is annotated as tight junction associated protein 1. The coding region runs from base 5366 to 7039 and encodes 557 amino acids. The transcript has 11 exons. Gene Ontology annotation, cellular component: trans-Golgi network. Lineage: Eukaryota; Metazoa; Chordata; Mammalia; Carnivora; Mustelidae. The record is from RefSeq and is a predicted model, not a curated record. Gene Ontology annotation, biological process: Golgi organization.
UAAAGACUUUAUCUUUAAGUAAUCUCUACACCCAACAUGGGGCUUGAACUGCAACCCCAAGAUGAAGUCGGACUCUACCAACUGAGCCAGCCAGGAACCCCCCUGCUUUGUCCUUUAGGUCUUGGUUUAAAUGUCCCUUAAUUGGGGUUCCCCACUCCUUUUGUGCCUUUCCUUUGUGCCUCUGUGUUGACGCUUAGGCUGCAUUGUAGUUGUCUGUUUACUUGUCUGACUGUCCCAAGACUGUUAGUGCCCUGACAAUAGGGACCAUGUCUUAGUCAUUAUUGUAUUCUACCCUUUGGGAUAGUACAAGGCACUGAAUCGGCACUUUGUGAUGCGGUGGGGUAUAUAGAAUGCAUGAAAUGUGACGGGCAGUCUCUCCCCUCUCCAGUCUGUCUCGCAAGCUGUUGUGAGAAAUGUCUUCCAAUGAAAAACACUGUCUCUUCCCAUAAAAAUGCCAUGGUUUCUCCCUUGUUCCGGACACAGUCCAUGCUCUAGCUCAGCGUGCAGAAAGGUUUACAGAUUGGUCCCAGCUCAACCCUCUAGUCUGAGUUGUUGUCACCCACUUUAUCUGCCCUGUUCUUCAUUGCUCCUGAAUUUCUCACUGCUUCUGAACAUGCUGCGGCCAUCUAUUUACUUUCUUCUUCGCUUGUGCAUUUUACUCUUCGUGGUUGCCCCCUUCUCUGAAACUCUGCUUGUCCCCUAGGACCCCACUGGUCUGUUACCAACCAUGAGAAGUCUUCCCCACUUUCCUUUCUUCCUCUUGGCACCCAUAGCACGUUGUGUUUUUGGCAUUUAUCAUAUUGUAUGGUGAUUUCUCUGUUUACUUGUUGGCCUCUUUCAUUUAGCUGACCCUCUGUAGAGGAGAGACUCUCCCUGAUCAUGGGAUGAGGGUGAAGGGGUGGGGAGUUGGGAGUGAGGUGAGCCGUGUGAUAGAGUCUGAUUUUGGAGUGAGGCUGACCUGGUUGAAAUCUUGAUUCUGCGACUUAAAACAACAGCGUGACUUUGGACAACUGGCUUAAGUAGGACUCUUGGUCUUGUCGCUGUACAGUGAGGGUCACAUUAUCUUUUUUGUAGGAGUAUCAAGCAUUAGAGAUAAUGAGUUCAUGGCGUGUAGCAUGGUGCCUGUCAUACGAAGGAUACUCAGUUAAUAUUUGUUUGUAAAUGAAUUCCAUUUUGGAAAACACAAUGGGUAAGAAAAGGCUUUAUUUUAUUCAAGCUAGAAUAACACUUUUUAUUUCUGCCAGGAGCAUUUUUGAGGUAGAAGUAAAAUUGGGAGUCUCUCUAUAGCAUAGCAAAGCAAUAUAAAGCUGAGGCUAGGGACAUCAUCAGUGCAGAAUAGUUGAUGUUUUGCCCCAUCUUUUGUGUUGCAGUGACUCCUUUGAUGGAUCCCCUUUAUGUGAGGAUGGUGGUGACCUUGGUGGGUAGAGAUGGGGGUGGGUAGGUGGUAGAUUUGUAAUGUAGUUCAGUCUAUGGAUGACUGAGUGGGGUGUUUGAGGAUUCAUGUUCCCUGGUGUUUUAUGGAUUGAAAACUGUUGGAUGAAGCUGAUAGAACAUAUCUAAGCAUUCAGGAAGCCAGACUUCUUGGCCCUAGUUUUCUUAGGGCUUUCAUGAUCUUGUGUUGCAGAACCAGGCCUAACACAGCUACUCCCCAGAAAUAGGGCUGGUAGCUGGGAGUUCACUGUCCCUUCUUUGCCUUUUUGUUUUUAGUGUAAUUGAUGGGGGUGGUUCUUAGGGCACCAGUUCCCAACAAACACCCAAGGAAUGUGUUUCCAGAAGUCUAGACUUCUUAAUUAUAUAAUGCCAGCUGGUGCUUCAGUUUGAGUUUAUAGUCCAGAUGAGGAAGAUAUGUUUGAGUUUUUCAGAGGGCAGCCUUCUUGUCUGGUCCUUGAACCCCUACCCCAGCCAGCUGCUUCUCUGGGCUCUCAAAGCAUGUACCAAACUGUAAUGCAAGUGGCUAUUAACCUGUCUUCCCCUCCCCGCAACUUCGGGCAAGAUCUUUUAUUUCUGGAAGCUUCUUAGAGGCCCUCCAUGGUAGGUGCUGAGCAAUUCCCGCUUACUGUGUGAUCCAGACCCGUCCUUCUUGAAAGGAAAGCAGAUAGGUUCUCUCCUUUGAACUCUUAGGAAACAAGGUCCUGCAUAAACAAAAGGUGAUAGGAUUAGCAGUAGCAUUACUAACCGCUAAUGCGGUUCAGUGAUCUUCCAGGUACUUGGCUCAGCGGUUUCCCUCUUUAGCUUUCAUAUGUUCUAGUAACACAUCCCUAAGCCAGCAUUAGAGGUUAAAAGCAGAGGUGAAUCUCACACCAGUGUAUUUUUUGCCAGUCACCAUCUUUUAACAAGUCUGGCUGCUGGCAUCGUCUUUGUUACUAAGUUCCUCUGAUUGCUCCAUAACCUGCUUGCUUUCCUGGCGGUAGUGCUCAUUGUCUGGGUGGGCUUCUGCUCACAGCCAGGGCCUACUACAACCUUGUUAAUGCCUACAUGAGUCAAAAGGACGAGACCAGUAGCUGAGAGUGACAUGAUGGUGUUUUCCCUGGGCUCUGCCCCUUGUCCCUCAGUGUGGGAGUGCACGUUGCAAUGUGGCAUAUCUUUGCCGGUGGCGUCUUGGCAGGGCUGGUAAGCUGCUUCUUAUGUUCAGCCAGUUGGAGAGGAGAUUGGGGUGAGGCAGCAGGACUGGGUUGUGCUGUGUAUGUUUAGGCUUCAAAGGGGCUGAGCCUUCCUGGAUGACCAUGAGUGUGAGAGUGGGACCUCUUUGUUAGUUACUGUCUCGUAAGUGCCAGCUCUCUGCGAGGUGACCUUUAGAAGCUGGGAAGGACAUGGCCUUCCAUUUGUGAAGAGCUCUAUGCUUUUCCUGUGAACUGUGUGUGUGUGGUGGGGGGUUCUCCCUGAGGGCAGGGACCAGGAAGACAGUCUAGGCUGUGCUGGCUUCACUGUGUGCUUCUUUCAGCUAACAGUAGGAUAGUAGGGUUUAUCAUUUGGGGUACUAAACAGGCCUCUGCACCUUCCCAGGUAAGCCCGGGGGGACUUCAGUCUAGAAGCCUCAGAGGGCUUUACAUCAGGGCAGAAUCAUUAGGACUUUCCUGUUGCUCCCUAGAGGAGGCUUCUACCCCAGUUCUGUCUGUGGUCUUGGGCAAAUCACUUGUCUUCUCUGUCCCUUCAGAAUGGGAGAACACCACCUGUUCUGUGGGCCUUACUAGGCUACAAGGAUCAAAGGACAUACAGUAGAAGGGAAAGCACUUCUGGGAUGGUAAAGCACAGCGUGGAUGGAGGGCUUUUGUCCCAUUUGUCCAGGAAUUCUGUUUUCAUCAUAAGCAUAAUAUGUGUCCUUGCAUAAAAUGCCUGCCAUACAGAAACAUGCAAAAGGAAAAGUAAAAAGACCCUCCCUUUCUUCCCCCACUGCCCCUGUCUAAACUCCUUUCCCAAAGACAGGGAGCUCUCCUGUUUCCUUCUAAUCAUUUUCGUGUUGCUUCUAGACAUUCCUCCUCAUGUAUCUCUUGUAAAAUAAACACGACUCAGUAGUUGUACAUGUUGUUCUUCAACUUGCUCUGCUCAUCUAACACUUCCCUGGUGUUGAGUAGCCCCUGUUGGAGCUUCCUUCCCAGCUAAGGGGCUUCCUCCGGGCCUGGCUUCUUGGGAGGGAUGGAGAGUCUUUACUAGAGGUUCUUGCCACAGCAGUCAUGCUGGUUGUCUCUGAGGGUUGGUUUUUUAUGCUGCAAUGAGGUCACCCCCCAGGAGUGCCCUGAGUGGGAAUCGGGAUGGUUCUAAACAUGGUCUGGGCACCAUCGCUUCCGCCUCACGUGCAUUUCUUCCCUCCGUGCUUCUGUGCUCUGAGGCCAGGAAGAGAGUAAACUUACCUGAUUUCUCAACAUAGAGACAGUCCCUGCUUUCUGAAACCUUGGAUUACCUAGGUUACUUGCUGCUCUGUUUUGAAAGCAAACCAGACCCAGCCGGUGUUUUUUGGUUUUAUUUGUUAGUGAGAAUUCUGAAGGGAGCCUGUCAAUGGGCAUGCAUUCUUAGCAGUCUAGGGAAGAGGUCAGAGCUAUAGGAAGAGAUGUUCUCUCCUCGGUGAUUAUCUCCCUCUCUGGGGUCAGGCCUUGGCCUCCUGGGCUCUGCGGUUGUUGUCGGAGUAUUACAGGGAGUAGGCAGUUGGGAAUGAUUAACCUAGGCUUGGGAGAAGCCUAGGCCAGGCCCCUCUGUGGUGUCAGGUCGCUGUUUUCCCUCUACCCUGAGUCAUGUCAUCCACAGGGCUUUCCAGACAGAAGGGGAAUCCUUCUGUUUUUUCCUUGCCAACAUGCAGCCCUCCUCUGUGAGCACAAGCAGUAUUUGCUCAGUAUUUGCUGCUGCAUUUGCUGUGCUCUCCUCUCCUGCCGCUCCAGGGGUCACAUUCUGUGGGUUUUCUGGGACCUUACUACUAUGGCUCCAUUUCCCUUGUGAUCUCUAAGCCAGAGUGGGUUACUUCACUUGGGUGGUUCUGGAGGCUUCUGGAGAGAUUUUUCUCCUGUUCUUGGGCUUGCUGUGAUGGGAACACUAGUCUCUGGUCACUGCUCCUUCUGAGUGGGUGGAAUGGUUGCUGUUGGGAGUGUGAGGAGCCUGGCUGCAGCAUGGCCUUUAUCCUUGCUCUCUGGACUCCUCUAGGGCCAGCUCCCUGGGAAGUGCCAUCCCCUGGCCUGUCCUGAGGCUGGCCCAGCUUUGGGCCUGGUCACACACUGCCCCAUUGUGUGGUGCCUUCCAUGCGCUUCUUGUUGCAGCCUCUGAUCCCUGUGCCAGUCCUCUCCCGGCCCCUUGCCUCGGAGCCCGUGGGAGGUGGCAGGGUGGGCUCUGCUGGCGCAGCCCUGGAAUGGGUGGCAGCGGCAGCCGUGGCCAACUUUGUUCCGACAACCCCGCUUUCGGAGCUAUGGUGCAGCCUGGCAGCCAUGUCCAGGGAGAAGGCAAGACUGGGGAGCUGCCCCCUGGCAGCAGUGCCCACUUCCACCUCAGCUCUCCUCUCCUCGGCUUGACCUAUCAGAGAGCUCUGUCACCUGGGGUCAGCCAGCUGGACUCACUGGCUGGCAAGGGGGCAUGCUGCACUUCUGCCUGGCAUGAUUUUUGGAUGGGAGAAGGCCCCCCAGGGUCUAGUGCUCCGGAGUUGGGCUGCUCUCAACCAAGCUGUCUGUUUAUAUGGAGUGCCUGGAGGGCGUCUGCCAUGAGUCUGUCGCUAACCGUGCUAACCAGGAGAGCUGGCUGGUGGGGGAGAAGACACUAACCCUGAGCUGUUGGCUAGAGGAAGUGGAGGGGCCGUGGGAUGCAGAGAGCCAAGGGCUAACUCCAGGACAGCGGAACAGAGAGAGCUGCCGACAAUCAGACGCAGGUUGAGAACCCCUCACAUCCAAGAAUGACCAGUGCGGCCCCUGCUAAGAAACCGUACCGCAAGGCACCCCCUGAGCACCGGGAGUUGCGGCUGGACAGUCCAGGAUCCCAGCUGGAGCAGGAGGAACCCCUGACUGAUGCGGAGAGGAUGAAGCUCUUGCAGCAGGAGAAUGAGGAGCUCCGUCGGCGCCUGGCCUCGGCCACCAGGCGCACUGAGGCCCUGGAGCGCGAGCUGGAGAUUGGGCAGGACUGCUUGGAGCUGGAGCUGGGCCAGAGCCGUGAGGAGCUAGACAAGUUUAAGGACAAGUUCCGCAGGCUUCAGAACAGCUACACGGCUUCUCAGAGGACCAACCAGGAGUUGGAGGACAAGCUACACACGCUGGCCUCUCUUAGCCACAGCUGGAUCUUUGCAAUCAAGAAGGCGGAGAUGGAUAGGAAGACGCUGGAUUGGGAGAUCGUGGAGCUGACCAAUAAGCUGCUGGACGCCAAGAACACCAUCAACAAACUGGAGGAGCUCAAUGAGCGGUACCGGCUGGACUGCAACCUGGCUGUGCAGCUCCUUAAGUGCAACAAGUCCCACUUCCGCAACCACAAGUUCGCUGAUCUGCCCUGUGAGCUACAGGACAUGGUCCGGAAACAUCUGCACAGUGGUCAAGAAGCUGCCAGCCCUGGCCCCGCCCCUAGCCUGGCACCAGGGGCUGUGGUCCCCACAUCGGUCAUCGCCCGAGUGUUAGAGAAGCCAGAGUCUCUCCUGCUCAAUUCGGCGCAGUCAGGCAGUGCCGGGCGCCCCUUGGCUGAGGAUGUCUUUGUGCAUGUGGACAUGAGUGGGGGUAGCCUGGGUGAACCUGCCAGUCCCCCCACCCCUGGCAGUCCCACCCCACAACCCAAUGGAGAAUGCCACUCUCUGGGCACUGCCGGGGCCUCCCCAGAGGAGGAAUCACCCUUGCCGGCCUUUGAGAAGCUGAGUCCCUAUCCCACCCCAUCUCCACCACACCCGCUCUAUCCUGGCCGCAAGGUCAUAGAGUUCUCUGAGGAUAAGGUGCGAAUCCCCCGCAACAGCCCCCUGCCCAACUGCACUUACGCUACACGCCAGGCCAUUUCCUUGAGCCUGGUGGAAGAGGGCGGUGAGCGGGCCCGCCCCAGCCCAGUGCCCAGCAGCCCCGCCUCAGCCCAGGCGUCACCCUACCAUGAGCCCAGCCCUCUUCCCCCAGUACUCAGUGCCCCAGCCAGCUCUGCCAGCUCUGAGGAGGACCUGCUCGCCAGCUGGCAGCGGGCAUUUGUGGACCGCACGCCACCCCCAGCCGCUGUGGCCCAGCGCACAGCCUUCGGACGUGAUGCGCUCCUUGACCUGCAGCACCAUUUUGCUCUUAGCCCCACCGACAGAGAUGAGGUGGUUCCAGCACCUUCUCCACCUAGUGAGAGUGGGCUUUUGCUGCCCACAGAAGCUGACCCUGGCCCUUCCAGGGAGGAGGAGGAAGAGCUGAACCUGCCCAUCAGCCCUGAGGAAGAACGUCAGAGUCUGCUGCCCAGUGAUGGUGGCACAGAGGAGGGGCCGGUCACUUCCCACACUGAGGGCCGGGCCUGGGCACUCCUCCACUCCAGCCGCCCCCAGCGCAGCCCCAAGAGGAUGGGGGUGCACCACCUGCACCGCAAGGACAGCCUGACCCAGGCCCAGGAGCAAGGCAACCUGCUCAACUAGGGUGCCUGCUUGCUUUCCUACCAUGGCUACACUGGGACCAUGGGAGACCCCCUACCCUGCCCCAGAGCCCUCCUCCCUCAGGCCAGCACCACUCUGCUUCCUGUGCAGGGUAGGGGGAGAGGGGGAGAGCACACCAGACUUUUUAGCUGCAUUGACUAUGACUGGCCCCAGCUUGCCUCAUACCUUUCCCUUUUCUUCAUAGAGUAUGUACUUCCCAAAGGUAACAUGCAGCUGGGGCUCUAGACCUUUCUUCUGGCCAGCCCAAACUGGGCUGUUCUGGGGUGCUGACAGGUCUGUUACAUCAGUGUUCAUCUCCCAUCCCCAUUUCGUACCCACAAAUGGUUUUUGUUUUCCGAGGGUGGGAGGGGAAGGUCAUUUGGAUUAUUAACUUCUAAUUUCUAUUUUCUGCCUGCUUUCCUCUCCUCAAGUCCUCUGCACAAGCUGUUGCCUUCAAGGGGUCCUUGGGGGAUGAGGGAGAGGACUCACUCAGGGCUUGCUUCAGCUGUGUCCAUCCUCUCUCUGGGAGGGAGAAGAGGGAGGGAUUUGGGGGCCUCAAGCUGGUCUGUGGGUGAGGCCUGGCCCCCUCCCAACCUUGGCUCUAGACUGUUACUCCCAGCUUUGGGAAGUUUUCACAUCAAUGACUAUUUUAAAAUUAAAACUAUUUUACUGAUACUGCCUAA